AUGGCAUCGAGACCAGGUUUUCUCACGGACUGGCCAUGGUCACCUCUUGGAAGCUUUAAGUACUUGGUAUUGGCGCCGCUGGUUAUCGACAGCAUCUACUCAUAUGCGACCAUGCAAGAUCACGAGAAACUUUUGAUAGUGGCCGUGACGGUGUGGCGUAUAGUUCAUAGCCAAAUAUGGAUAAGUUUUUCCCGUUACCAGACUGCAAAGGGAACCAAACGGAUCGUGAACAAGUCCAUAGAGUUUGCACAAGUCGACCGAGAACAAACAUGGGACGAUCAGAUCAUCUUCAACACUCUCAUUUUUUACUUAACUAAAGUGUACGUCACAGGGACCAAUACCAUUCCCUUUUGGCGAACUGAUGGAGUGGUCCUAAUCGCUCUCCUCCACGCGGGUCUGGUUGAGUUUAUCUACUACUGGUUUCACCGAGCCCUUCACCACCACUUCCUCUACUCUCGUUACCAUUCUCACCACCACUCCUCCAUCGUCACCGAGCCUAUCACUUCGGUGGUACAUCCGUUUGCGGAGCACAUUGGGUAUACAAUAAUCUUGGCGCUACCUCUAGUAACGGCUUUGCUAUGUGGGACAAUUUCUGUCGUCUCGGCUGCUCUAUACGUAACUUACAUUGAUUUCAUGAACAACUUGGGUCACUGCAACUUCGAGCUCAUUCCAAGAUCUUUCUUCACUCUCUUCCCUCCUCUCAAGUUCCUCUGCUACACUCCUUCGUUUCACUCGCUCCACCACACGCAAUUUAGGACGAAUUACUCUCUAUUCAUGCCAAUGUAUGACUACAUCUACGGUACCAACGACAAGAGCAGUGACUCAUUGUACGAAACAUCGUUAGAUAAAGAAGAAGAGAAGCCUGAUGCGAUUCAUCUCACCCAUCUAACAUCACUUGACUCUAUUUACCAUCUCCGGCUUGGCUUUGCUUCCCUCUCCUCCCACCCGUUAUCUUCUCGGUGCUACCUAUUCCUCAUGAGACCCUUCACUCAACUCCUCUCAUUCAUUCUCACUUCCUUCUCUUUUCCAACCUUUGCCUUCGAGAGAAACCGCUUGGGUGACCUUACCUUCCACUCCCACCUCCUUCCCAAAUUCUCCUCUCAUUAUAUGUCGCAACAUCACAAAGAAAGCAUCAACAAAAUGAUAGAGGCGGCUAUUCUCGAAGCGGAAAAGAAGGGUGUGAGAGUAAUGAGUUUGGGGCUAUUGAACCAGGGAGAAGAACUGAAUGGAUACGGAGAAAUGUACGUAAGGAAGCAUCCAAACCUAAAGAUAAGAAUAGUGGACGGAAGCAGCCUUGCAGCUGAGGUAGUGGUUCAUAGCAUUCCCGUUGGUACGAGAGAAGUUCUCUUUAGAGGCCAAAUCACAAAGGUCGCUCGUGCCAUUGUCUUUUCUCUUUGCCAAAAUGACAUCAAGGUGAUGGUGUUACGUGAGGAAGAGCAUUGCAAGCUAGCCGAAUUCCUUGACGGAAAUUGUAAGGAAAAUCUGGUGCUCACAACCAAUUAUUCCCCAAUGAUAUGGUUGGUGGGAGAUGGGCUAAGCGUAGAAGAGCAGAAGAUGGCGAGAAAAGGAACCCGAUUUCUUCCUUUUUCUCAAUUUCCGCCUACCGAAAUCCGAAAGGAUUGCUUUUACCAUACCACUCCAGCUAUGAUCAUCCCGGACUCUGCCCAAAACAUCGAUUCUUGUGAGAAUUGGCUGGGGAGGAGAGUGAUGAGCGCAUGGAGAGUUGGUGGGAUCGUACACGCGCUUGAAGGAUGGGAGGAACACGAGUGUGGUCGAGACGAUUCAACCAUUCAUCAUCGAAGAAGAGUAUGGGAAGCUGCUCUUCGAAACGGUUUCCAACCUCUGGGUUUACCAUCUUUAGAGACCAAUAAGGAAUUCAAAAGUUCAAAGUAA
Arabis nemorensis is the source of this 1893-nucleotide messenger RNA. NCBI's taxonomy places the organism in Eukaryota, Viridiplantae, Streptophyta, Magnoliopsida, Brassicales, Brassicaceae. The record is from the annotation of a GenBank genome assembly.